This is a messenger RNA of Dracunculus medinensis (Guinea worm), 414 nucleotides long. NCBI's taxonomy places the organism in Eukaryota, Metazoa, Nematoda, Chromadorea, Rhabditida, Dracunculidae. The record is from the annotation of a GenBank genome assembly.
AUGGCUGGUGGUAAAGGAAAAGCUGGAAAGGAUUCUGGAAAGUCAUCCAAAGGCAAAGUGAUUUCACGUAGCGCUCGUUCAGGAUUGCAGUUUCCUGUUGGUCGAAUUCAUCGAUUUCUUAAGCAGAGGACUACUUCACAUGGUCGUGUUGGAGCAACAGCAGCGGUUUACAGUGCGGCAAUCUUGGAAUAUUUGACAGCUGAAGUCCUCGAAUUGGCUGGGAAUGCCUCUAAGGAUUUGAAGGUGAAAAGGAUCACUCCAAGACAUCUUCAUCUUGCAAUUCGCGGAGAUGAGGAACUGGAUACGCUAAUUAAGGCGACGAUUGCUGGUGGAGGUGUUAUACCACAUAUUCAUCGUUAUUUAAUGAGCAAGAAAGGUCAACCUGCACCAACUCAAAAACCGCAAAAUCCUUGA